AUGACGCAGCUUUUCAACGUCCCACGUCAGCAGCAACGCCGGACGACUCUCGGAUCCCCAGCAGCAGAACCGAGAAGCACCCGUUACGAUGCCGGAUAUAUGAAACACCCAUCUCUGAUUUACCACCCCAAACGCGCCGUGAUGAAUCCGCUCAUCACCGGUCCCAUUGCAACCGCAAAGUUGGCGACCACCAUGUACGCAAACACCAGCCAGAUACGGUCAAGCGUGUUGAACAUAUCCUCGAUACUGGCCGUGAUGAUAGCUGUUCGGACGGCUGAAACCAACCCUGUCAAGACUCGUCCUGCAACCGUUGCUCCCAAUGAAGGUAUAGCGGCAAUCAAAAAACUGAAACCACUGAACAACCCGGUGCUGAUAAUAUAUAGCUUCUUGCGACUAAACGGAUCGGAGUACGGUGGGAACACGACAUUUCCGAAAGCUUGCGCCAAGGCGUAUCUAAGCACCAUAAGCAUUCAUCUUGUUGCUUCCCGAACAGCAUAG
Molecule: messenger RNA, 498 nt
Organism: Aspergillus mulundensis
Lineage: Eukaryota; Fungi; Ascomycota; Eurotiomycetes; Eurotiales; Aspergillaceae
Exons: 1
Coding region: 1-498 (165 amino acids)
Source: RefSeq, a predicted model, not a curated record